This is a messenger RNA of Scophthalmus maximus (turbot), 3507 nucleotides long. It is a transcript of the gene zfp91, whose product is annotated as ZFP91 zinc finger protein, atypical E3 ubiquitin ligase. Gene Ontology annotation, biological process: regulation of transcription by RNA polymerase II. Gene Ontology annotation, cellular component: nucleus. Gene Ontology annotation, molecular function: transcription coregulator activity. NCBI's taxonomy places the organism in Eukaryota, Metazoa, Chordata, Actinopteri, Pleuronectiformes, Scophthalmidae. The record is from RefSeq and is a predicted model, not a curated record. Bases 479 to 2800 code for a protein of 773 amino acids. The transcript has 12 exons.
UAUAAAACAGAGCAGCUGGCUCGACUCGACCUGCUCGAGCCUCGGGGACACAUCCACAUGGUGGCAGCAGCAGUUGCCCAAACGCGCCUCCGCUCGUGAACGUAACCGCGGUACACACUGGGCUUAAAGGAGACGCAACAAAGCGCACAAAAUGGUUGCGCUCCAGGUCCGGGCGGAUAAGUAGGUUUACUAUAGCUUUAAGAACGCGAAAAUAGUGUCUGCUUCUUUAAAAUCGUAUCGGUUUAUUAUUGAAUAGAUAAUUAAGAAAAGUUUUCUGUCCCUAAUCAAUAGUGAUAUGCAUUUAAAUUGGCGACGAACCCGGCGCACUCACAGAAAAUGUGCCACUGUAGGAUAAAGGCCGCCUGCGCUCAAAACAUCUUAAAACCAGAUGUGGUCCUUUUUCCCCACUAAUUGCAAGUGAACCCGUUUGACUGAAAGCGGAAUUUGGAGCAGACCGAAGUGUCCGGUGUCCGCGGCGAUGGAGCCGGUGGGCGACCGGAACGGAGAUGUAAAUAAAGGCGAAGCACCGGCGGAGGACAAGGCCGCACGUCAGACCCCGGCCACCGGUACGACUGUCGCGCCGCGGAUGGGGCUCAGAGAGCGGGGAGCGGGACGCCCGAGGUCCGGCGUCUGCGCUCCGUUGACGGGUGUGAACGGAGCCGCGGCGAGCCCGCUGAGCUCGGGGCGGGUUCUGAGGGACAGGUCAACGAGGGCAGUACCGGCCUGGCUGAAGGACACCAAGAGCGACGACGAGGACGAACCGAGCCCGGACCCCGCAGCGACCAAGCGGAGGAAAGUUCCCAACUCCAGGCGGAAGAAACAUUCAGAACCUGCGUGCUCGGCGGAGUGUGGAGGGGGGGUCGCAGCUGACAGCCUUACGGGCACAGGCUCGGAGGAACCCAAGAAACCUGUCACAGAUGCUCAAGCUCUCCCCUCCAGACGCCCCCCGGCACAGACCCGUGCCAAGCCCCCGUCUGGCAGAGCCGGCCGCAGCUCUGCCAAGCCCGUGUGUAAGACCGAACCCGGAAUGGAGAAUCCGGCUGCAGUGGAAGGAGAGGUGAACAAUGAGGAGAAGAUUCAAAUUGGAAACAAAGAGGAGGAAAGCGAGGACGUUGCCGAACCAGUGUUGGAUGAUGUAGACCUCACAUUUUGCGACGACCCUAACGACGUCAACUACCAGCCACAGGGUCAGAGCGGCGCAGAGGAGGAGGAGGAGGGCCUCAGCAGUGAUGAAGAUGUUCCUUUUAGAGACGACUUAAAUGACCACAGCUAUGACCCUAAGGCUGAGAGGGAUGCCCCGAAACCAAAGCGCAGAGCUCCUCCCAGACAGAAGGAGAAGAAAGAGAAGGCCCCUAAAAAAGAGAAAGAGGUUGCUGAGAUAAAGAUAGAAGGUCCGGACAUGUUGGAAACUGUGGAGGAGGAAGUAAAGCUAGAAGAAGUAACUGUGGAAGACCCGGAUGGACCCAGAAAGAGAGGCCGACGGAAAAAAGACGACAAAACCCCACGGCUGCCGAAGAGAAGAAAGAAGCCCCCGGUGCAAUAUGUGCGCUGUGAAAUGGAAGGAUGUGGGACAGUCCUGGCUCAUCCUCGCUACCUGCAGCACCAUAUAAAAUAUCAGCAUUUGCUCAAGAAGAAAUAUGUAUGUCCUCACCCGUCUUGUGGACGGCUUUUCCGCCUUCAGAAGCAGCUGCUGCGUCACGCUAAGCACCACACAGACCAGAGAGACUACAUCUGUGAGUUCUGUGCUCGUGCCUUCAAGAGCUCCCACAACUUGGCUGUGCACCGCAUGAUCCACACAGGAGAGAAGCCCCUACAGUGUGAGAUCUGUGGCUUCACCUGUCGCCAGAAAGCGUCUCUCAACUGGCACAUGAAGAAGCAUGAUGCUGAUGCCACCUAUCAGUUCUCCUGCUCCAUUUGUGGUAAGAAGUUUGAGAAGAAGGACUGUGUGGUUGCCCAUAAGGCCAAGAGCCACCCAGAGGUACUAAUCGCUGAGGCGCUGGCAGCCAAUGCUGGCGCACUCAUCACAACCCCUGCCUCCCUGCUGGAGCUGCCAGGAAACCCCAUGCAAGCGGAGGGCACUGACUUGGAAGACCAAGUAGGUCAGGAUGGGAAGGUUGAGCAGCUGAGCCAGGAAGGGCAAGUUGGGCAGCAAUUGGCUAAGUUGUCCCAUAUGGGCCAUGUGACCCAACAUGUGAGCCACCAGGUGGUUUUACUGGGACAAGACCAGAGCCUCCACACGAUGCAGGUGCCAGUGACGAUUGCCCUGUCCCCUAUUGACCCCCCUUCGCCGGUUGACAACCAGCAGCGGACUCACCUGCAGCUGCAGAUGCCCGUCCAGUUUGUGCAAGCUGCUCAACAGCAGCAACAUCCCCAAAUCCAUCAACUGACCCUCCAUGCCAACUCAGUGGUGAACCAGCACCAACCACAGCUCCAGGCUCUCCAGUCAUACUCCUCCCAGCAGCAGAGCCAGGGGCAGACACAAAUCCUACAGAUGACCUUCCAGCCGGUCAGCCAAUCCCAAACCCACAUUCAGCAGAUCCCCAUUCUAGCGACGUCUCAUCAACUCCAGACACUGCAGACAGCUGCCCCCAGCCCCCCUGUCCUGUCCCCAUCUCAACCCCAGUCCCAGGAUCCAGCCUCCACAAAUGGGGGCAGCUUUAUUCUGGACAAUUCAGGGCUCACUUCCUCAUCUCCAUCAGAUAACUCUCUGCAGCAGAGAGAGGCAGUGGGGGAGGACGCUGUGGUCUGGGAGCAGACGGGACAAGAAAUUCUGGCUGAUGUGCAGCAGGCCCUCAUGUAAAAUAAGGAUGGAGCACAGUGACACAAAGAAGAAAAUAGAGUAAGAUUAAGUCAUCAGUGGCCUAAUACACUGUAUUGCAAUGUUUGCGGUUAAUGUAGGAUCACCAGUAUAUGUAUAGUUAUGUACUGUUCACCCAUAGUCAUAUUAGGUAGUUGUUUUUUUUAGAAUAUCUGUCAGGGAAAGAUAUGUGUCUGUAUGUGUAAGUUGUUGCCUUUGUACAAAACUGUCCUGUAAAUUUAACUAGCCUUUUAUGUGAGUGGUGUGUGUGUGUAUUGAUGCUGAGGUUAUAAGCUGUUGCUAUCAUGCAAUAGUAUAGCAUACCUCUUAGUAAUAAAUAGCACAUCAAAUGCCUGGUAUGUGGCAAGUUCCUACUGUAAUAAAGCAAAUGAAUUUAUAUAACAAAUUAAACAUAACAAUUAGAGCACUAUAGACGUCCUCAGUGUGUGUGUGUGUGUGUGUGUGGGGUGAGUAAAGUCAAGUUCUAAGGAAAAUAAGAAAAUAGGCAAGUCAUUUUUCAUUUAUUGUCCAAAUCUACUAUAAAUCAUCCACUUUGAGAUUUAAAAAUAUACAACAGAGAAGUCUGAAAGUCACUGAGAAAAACUAAACACAAACCUUGGAAAGGUGUAGACAGAAAAAGGUGCUUCAUAGUCACAACAUGUAUAUUUUAGAGAUACUGGCAGUGUCAUUAAAACUUUAAAUGAGAUUUG